Batrachochytrium dendrobatidis JAM81 is the source of this 1425-nucleotide messenger RNA. RefSeq lists its product as uncharacterized. The record is from RefSeq and is a predicted model, not a curated record. The transcript is spliced from 5 exons. Bases 1 to 1425 code for a protein of 474 amino acids. NCBI's taxonomy places the organism in Eukaryota, Fungi, Chytridiomycota, Chytridiomycetes, Rhizophydiales.
AUGCAGUUGGAUGAUGUUAUGAAAGAGUUGAUCAAACACCUGGAAGAUUUGGAACUAUUAACAACAGAUACUCAACUAUACAAGGCUGAUGAAGUAUGGGUCAGACUGCUUGCAUUGCUACAGGAGUUGAAACAACAGGACUACACACUUACAGAGUAUUGGAUUGGAAGAUAUCAUAACCAAGCGAUAAAAACAUGUAAAAAGUUGUACAAACAUAGACGCUGGAGUGAGGAGGAUGGAUUUGACAUCAAGCCAAUGGUCGAGAUUAUUGUUCACGAAUCUGAUCGAGAAGUGCUCACAUUGGCAAUUGACCUGUUCUUGCAAGUUUGUCAUGAUAUUGAUGAUGGAAAUUUUGGCAUCGUGUUGUCAAGACUUGUUUCACGACUGGAAUCAUCCAGUGGUUCAGUUGCUGUUGGGUUUAUCGAAAAUCUUAAAACCAUGUAUUGGAAGAUCCAUCGUCAUGACCCAGUAAAAGCAGCGGGAUGCGGUGUCAUUCCAGCAAUAGUCAAUACGCUCAGGAGUGUCGAUCAAGAAGUGAUUGAUCAAAGUAUUGAAAUUAUCCAUAAUUUUUCCAGCUAUGUAAAUUGUGAAGCAAUUGCAACCGAGUUGAUAAGGUCGGGUUUGAUUCAAAUGCUUAGCGACUUGUGUAUCAAAUACAGCAACGACUUUGCAUUAAAAACACGCAUAAUCAAGAUGGCUGGAUCAGCUGCGUCCAAUAUGCGCGACUUUCCUGUAUCGCUUGUACGAUCGUUGGUUUUUGAGCAAUUGACGAUAUCGAUGUGCAAUCUCAAUAUGGGUGACCCUUUGUACCUGUUUGAAUAUGUCAACGACAUGAUUCAGAAAUAUACAAACAAUGACGAGAUGAUCAAGGUGUUUCGAGAAUAUGGAAUUAUGCAGCAACUCAUCACUAUUUAUUCACGUAGAUAUCUAUGUUUGUAUGAUUAUGAUAGUGGUGACACUAGUAUUGUAAAACUACUCAAAACACUUGUUGAUUUUGCCGACAAUCAUCCAGACAGUUCAAUAUGUACCGAGUUGGAACAAGGCGAGAUGUUUGAAAAUCUAAUGGAUAUUGUAGAUUUGAAUACUGACUGCAAUGGAAAAAGCAGAAGGGUUGCUGGCCAGAUCAUUGAAACGUGUUUCCAGCAUCGGGUUCAUGUUGCUAAUUCGAGCAUUUGGCCAUACAACGACAAUGCCGAAAUUUAUAUGAAAUCUGGAAUGGCUGGGUAUGCACAUGGAGAUGCACGCACACUUGUCGAAAUGCAAUAUAUCCAGUAUCUGCAAUGUAUACUUUGCAAACCCAUGUGGUGGAUCGAUAUCACAAACCAGCAUAUUGUGGAGCAAUGGAAGGCUGACUCACUCGAUCAGAAUAUAUCACCAUCAACAUUUAAUCUUGCAUUGGAACAACUCGGAGUAGUAUAUAAAUAA